Molecule: messenger RNA, 726 nt
Organism: Talaromyces atroroseus
Lineage: Eukaryota; Fungi; Ascomycota; Eurotiomycetes; Eurotiales; Trichocomaceae
Exons: 2
Coding region: 1-726 (241 amino acids)
Source: RefSeq, a predicted model, not a curated record
AUGCUUAUUCUUGAUUCGGCACGAAUAACGGAUCUACCUGGGAAUGCAUUUUAUAUUCCCAACUUCAUCACACCUGAGGAGGAGGAGAGGAUUUUGAAUAAGAUAAACUCGGCUCCCCUUCCACGAUGGACCCAGCUCUCUCAUCGAAGACUACAAACGUGGCCAUCUGCAUUGACCAAAUCAAAUACAUUGCUGGCUGCACCUCUACCAGACUGGUUGCAUGAGCCUAUCAUCCAUCCUCGACUUGAGAGUCUGGGCUGUUUCGCUGAUGCGCCUCACCAAGCACCCAAUCAUGUUUUGGUAAACGAGUAUCGUCCUGGCCAGGGCAUCAUGCCGCAUGAAGAUGGGCCAGCGUACUAUCCGCUCGUAGCGACUGUCAGUUUAGCAGGUUCGAUAGUUCUAGAUCUCUACGAGAAAAAGGAACAGGAAGGAGGGAUUCAUGAUCAAGAUACGGCACCUAGCUUUCGGAUCUUGCAAGAGCCUCGGAGCUUGUUGAUUACAACCGGAAGCUUAUAUUCGCAGUAUCUGCAUGGGAUUGCGGACCGUCUGACGGACGAGAAUUUGACCCCAGAGGCCAUCUGUAACUGGGAUUUCCUUGGGGAACCAGAGUCUUAUAGUGCAACAAGGAGUUAUGAGAGACAGACGAGAAUAAGUCUCACCUACCGCGAUGUGCUCAAAGUAGCAAAAUUAGGGAAUUCGGUCAAAUUCCUGAACCGAGGACGAUGA